Molecule: messenger RNA, 2561 nt
Organism: Prorocentrum cordatum
Lineage: Eukaryota; Dinophyceae; Prorocentrales; Prorocentraceae
Source: the annotation of a GenBank genome assembly
GGCGCGCCGGAGAGCUUGUGGACUUGCGCUGUUCUCCUUUUUCAAUUUUGGCGCCCGUGUCUUCGGUUGCAUUGGUUGGGAUGUGAAAUCCAGUAUCGGCGCUAGUAUACCCGUGGUCGACAAUCGUUUUAGUCCGGCUUGCCCCCUUCCUAUCCGUUUUAGUACCGCGCAAGCUGGGUUUAUUUUGGGCAGAAUGUGGUUUAUUCUGGCCUAGUGCCCCCUCAAUUGUGAUCAAAAAAAGUUCAACUUUUCCACGAGCCUCCCAGGCAUCACCUGCUAACGGUUCCCGCCGUGCUGCUUCCCGUAGCCUCGCCGUACGAACAUGGCAGGGGGCUGCGCCCGAAGGCCGCGGUCGCUGCGUCGGCAACGUUGUGCGGGCGCGUCGCGCCGGACUGCUGCCGCGGCGCCAGGCUGGGCGCUCUGCGUGUGCGCGGCGGCAGCGUUCGCCGGCGCGGCCCUGCCGCGCCUGCUUUCUGGCGGCCUGCAGGGUCGCGCGCGGACGACAGCGGGCUCGGCGCCAGCGGCUCCAGCAACCCACGCCAGGGGAAAGCGCCGUACGAGGUGCAGGAUGCUAGCUUGAAGCGCAUGGGUCCAGAGUUUUUUUUGGCUUUUCGGGCUCCUGGGUCCCUCUUAGGUUCCCGGGACCGUCAGAAACCGACUCGAGAUGAUGACUUGGGCCUCGGGGAAAGUCCAGGGUCUGGAUGACCCCCGUCCAUCAGGACCCUUUUCCUUUAUGGUGAGUGCACGAUGGUACCCUACGGCGUGGGACAUUUGGAGUUGCGCGCUCUUUCUGGGCUUCGGGGAACCUUCCCGCGGCCACGGCAGGGCGCAGCCUGAAAGACUGGUCAGGACUGGCACUUUGGGAAUGGUCAGCGGAGAGCGGAUUCUGAAGGGUCGUCGUGAACCAUGAAGGAAACGAAGGUUCUGAAAGCACAUGGCUUUCUGUGCAGCGCAGGGCAUUUCUGGUGUCCUCUACUGGGCCCUGGGGCCGCAAGGACACGGCUCGGGAUGAGAAGCCGGCCCGGCGGAUGCCUUAGAGAUCCGGGCGUCGCACGUCUGUUCGCCCACAGCAUUUUCGCCUGGGGCUUCGGACCCCGAGACCCUUACGGAUCGAUGCGGCUCAAGAGAUGCCUCAGAGAGAGGUGGGGUCGAGAGCUGUGGCGCUGAUUUUGCACGAUGUUGUGUGUGUUUUUUCGGACGAUCUUGGCGGCUUUCGAGCAGGAGGAGGCCUCGUUCCCUGACACCUCCAGGCGAGUCGGCGCCGCCCACCGGCGAUUUCCGCGCACUGGAGAUAAUAAUAGAGAUGCAGGGAGGGAGGUCCAGCGCCUACCCAAGAAAUCUGCGAGCACCUCCGGAUGUUGGUGUAUAUGUAGGCGUUGUUCAUGAUCAUGCAGUAUUUCGCCUCUGCAGAGGUGCAAAAUGGCGGUUAGCGGAGUACCCUCCGUGGCUGCACACUUCGCAACGCCCAUCUACCGCCGGCGCCUGCACAAUGCCAGGGAGGUGGAGGAACUGAACUCCGAGAUCAUGGUCGAGGCGCAGCAACUCGUGAGCUUCGACGAAAGGGGUCUCCGAUGGUCUGGCAAGAAUUAUCCUGGUGGCUAUACUUCCUUCGCAAGCAUGGGCAGGCUUCACAAAUUCUCGUCCACGUUUUCCAAGCUUGAGCGCUGGGCCAAUCACCAUGUGCGCUCGUUCGCCAAGUAUUUGGAAUUUGACGCUCUCGAUGAUCUGGUUAUGACAGAGUGCUGGAUAAACAUCAUGCCCGAGGGCACGCAUCAUGGUCUGCAUCUGCAUCAGUGCUCCACGCUCAGCGGCACCUACUACGUGGAGACGCCGAGAGGCUGCUCUGGCAUUCGAUUCGAGGACCCACGACUGGACCGCACGAUGGCUGCUCCGCCUCGUGCACACUCGGCGCGGCGCUCCAACAGGCAGGUGGUCGAGUACCCUGCUCGUGCGGGCGAGGUCAUCCUCUGGGAGAGUUGGCUGCGGCACCAGGUUCAGCCAAAUAGAGGAGAGGGUGAUCGCGUCAGCGUCAGUUUCAACUACCACUGGUGCUGAGCUCGUCCCCUCGACGCCUGCGGGCACCUUGCAGGCGGCCGCGGCCCAGUCCCCUACGAAGCCUGGCCGCCCCCGAGCUGCGACUUGCCGCCCCCCCAGCGCGUCGCCGCUGACCCGCCGCUGCGCUGGUGGCCGUCGGGCUCGGGCUCAGGCCGCUGCCGACGGCCAUCGGCGGCGGGGGGCCCGGAAGCGCUGGUUGCUGCGGGCGCCUGGCCGGAGAUACGGAGGCCCAGCUUCGAGCCCAGACCUCCGCCGUGUCGGGCCGCGGGCUCAACGGGCGGCGCUGGACGGCCUGCGGGCCGCGGGCUCGCCUGGCCCAGCUGGCCCUCGGGCCGUGGGGAGGGCGCCAGCCGUGGGCCAGCCGCGCUCUACGGUGCAGGCCGCUGCGCGGCCGCGCGCGCGGGCCGAGGAUUGGCGGCCCAGCGGCCCUCCCAAGGCGCUCGGCGGGGGCGCCUCGCCGCCCAGCGGCGGGCCGCGAUGGGCCCCGACCUCCAGCGCCCUGAGCA